Molecule: messenger RNA, 8702 nt
Organism: Mercenaria mercenaria
Lineage: Eukaryota; Metazoa; Mollusca; Bivalvia; Venerida; Veneridae
Product: hypoxanthine-guanine phosphoribosyltransferase-like
Exons: 8
Coding region: 159-815 (218 amino acids)
Biological process (GO): guanine salvage; GMP salvage; purine ribonucleoside salvage
Molecular function (GO): magnesium ion binding; hypoxanthine phosphoribosyltransferase activity
Source: RefSeq, a predicted model, not a curated record
CCGCUUUUUGUAUAGAUAAGCGCUGACAGAUUUAGAUUAACAUGUGUUAAAAAAAAUGACAUUUACUGAACUUCAAAACAACUACAACAUUGCAAUUUACAUUUGUAUAGUAUAAACAGAUUUACCAGAAAGGUCGCCGCAAAAACACACUGUCAGUCAUGUCAUCCAAGGACAAAAUUGUGAUAGAUGACCAAUAUGAAGGCUAUAGAUUAGAACUGUUUUGCAUUCCAAAACAUUAUGAAGAGGACCUGGAGAACAUACUUAUACCAUCUGGCCUCAUUACAGACAGGAUAGAGAGACUAGCCAGGGACAUUAUCCACGAGUUCAGUAACGAAGGAUUGGUUGCCCUGUGUGUGUUGAAGGGAGGCUAUAAGUUCUUCACAGAUCUGUUAGACAGGAUCAAAAUGCUCAACAGAAAUACUGAGACCUCAACACCACUUGCUGUAGACUUCAUUAGGUUAAAAAGCUAUAAGGAUGACAAACAGUCUGGUGAAAUUGAAGUGAUAGGAGGUGACAAUCUAGAAAAUUUAAAAGGAAAGAAUGUGCUAGUAGUUGAAGAUAUUAUAGACACUGGCCGCACCAUGAUGAAAUUGUUAGAUAUUCUGAAAAGUGUUAAGCCAAAGUGUGUCAGAGUUGCCAGUUUACUUGUAAAGAGAACUGAGAGAAGUGUUGGUUACAAACCAGAUUAUGCAGGAUUUGAGAUUCCAGAUUUGUUCGUUGUUGGGUACGCCUUGGAUUAUAAUGAAUAUUUCAGGGAUUUGAAUCACAUCUGUGUGAUAAACGAGCAUGGAAAGAAAAAAUAUGCGUCUAGUUAACACAGACUUCAUCUAUAAAUAGAACAGACUGGAUUAUCAAAGCAACAGACAUUUUUUUAAAAACGGCAUGUAUACAUGUCUUGAUAUUAGUACUGUUCAUAGAACUCACUCCGAAUUUAUUAUGUAUAUAUUGAUAAAAAUGUUAAUUGAAAUAUUUUUUAGAGUAUAUGCUCUUUAUAUCUUUAUGAGCAAUGCUCACAUGAGUUUUUUGAUGAUAGUUAAUGUGACUUUUUGACACUUUUUAAGCUCGAUUUUUAAAGAAUAUGUAUAGCUAUUGCACUCUCUAGUCAGCAUCCAUAUCUGCGUCACCUUACCAAUUGGUUAAGUAUUUAUAUAUCAGUAACCACUAAAGUCUUGUGUUCACGCGCGUGUGUUCACUGUGAUGAUACGUACUCAUGGUACAAGCCCCAUUAUUCUGUUUUGAGUUUUUAAAAGUUAUGUCCCUUUUUAUGAUUUUGCAACUUUUGUGGGUGUCAUCUGUUAACUCAUUUAACAUCAUACAAGGAGAAAAUCUGCUUUUUCAAAAUUGUUUCCUAUUGUUGUGUCUGUGUUUUCAUUAUUUCAACUUCUGUUAGAGAAGGCUUUUGAAUAGUCAAGCAUUUCUGUUCUGUGACAGCUCUUGAUUUAGAAAAGGUAGAUGACUGGAGAUUGUUCUGAAAAUGCAUAUCAAGGACUGAAGGACCAAGGCAAAAAUGUUAUAAAUUUUAAUACAAUUAAACUAUUGUUUUUACAAAUUAAUGUUUGAUUUCCAUAUUGUGGAAAAAACAACAUUGUUUAUAAUUAUGAAAAAAUUAAGUCAUUCUUAACAUUAAAAUUAUGGUCAAAGUUUGGCAUGUAAGCAGGUUACCCAAAAUUUAGUUGGCCAAAUGCUUUCAAACUGAUCACAAGUCUUUGACAUCAUAAGUUGAUCUCAUAGGGCAGGUUUCAUAACUCAGGCUUACGUUUUGCCAAAAUCAUGCCCCUUUUUAACACAGAAUUUUUCUGAACGUUUUGCAUGUACCAGUAAGCGUGUUUCUGAAAAAAGUACUUGACCAACUAUUUUCAGACUCCACACACAUCCUUUAAAUCAUAGGACAACAUCACAUGGCAGGUUUAAUAAAUCUGGCUUACAAAUUGGCAAAGUGAUAUCCUUUUUUAACUUUGAUUAUUUUUUUAAAGUUCUGAAUGUAAGCGUUUUUUUAGGAACGUCUUUGACAUCAUGAAGUGACUAUUCUGGUACAGGUUUCAUAUCUCAGACUUACACCUUACAAAAUUAUACCUCUUUUUCAACUUUGAAAAUUUUGGUAAAGCUGUUGUUUGUAAACUAGUAUUUUGUGGAAGUGCUUCAAACAGUCGACUCCACUGUCAUAAGACAGCUCUAGUUUAUUUUUUAUGCCCCCAAAUGUGGGCAUAUUAAAAUUGCACUGUCCGUCCGUCCGUGCCUGUGUCCGUGGGUUUGUGUAAAUUCUUGUCCAGGCUGUAACUGUGCCAUCCAUAAAGGGAUUUUACAAUAACUUGGCAUAAAUGUUCACCAUAAUGAGACGACAUGUCAUGCAUUAAACCCAGACCCCUUGCUUCAAUGUCAAGGUCACAGAGGUCAAAGGUUGACAUGGUCUGUUUCUUGUCUGGUCUAUAGCUCUGUCAUUGAUGAAGGGAUUUUAAAAUUACUUGGCAUAAAUGUUCCCUACAUUGAGAUGACGUGUCAUGUGCAAGGCCCAGACCCCUAGCUCCAAGGUCACACUUACAAGUCAAAGGUGUUUCAUGUCUGGUCCAUAACACUGCCAUGUCAAAGGUGUUUCAUGUCUGGUCCAUAACACUGCCAUGUCAAAGGUGUUUCAUGUCUGGUCCAUAACACUGCCAUGUCAAAGGUGUUUCAUGUCUGGUCCAUAACACUGCCAUGUCAAAAGUGUUUCAUGUCUGGUCCAUAACACUGCCAUGUCAAAGGUGUUUCAUGUCUGGUCCAUAACACUGCCAUUUAUCAAGGGAUUUGAAACUAAUUUGACACAAAUGUUAACCAUAUUGAGAAGGUUUGUCACACUUAUGACGUCACGUCAUAGUUAAGGUCACGAAGUGAUGUGCGAUUUUUUGCGCAGAAACUGUAACAGUCUUGGGUAUGCUUCAGGGGCAUUUGUCACCAAUAGUGACAGCUCUUGUAUUUAAUUGUUACUUUAUUUUCAAACUUAAACUUUAUAAUGCUCAAAUUAAACUGGAAAAGUAGUUUGUACUUUGCAGGGUAUAUUUUGUAUACAAGAGGUUCUGUAUGACUGAAUGAAAAAAAAUGGGCAUUGGUCAUAUUCUUCUUUCAUCAUGUAUUUUUAACUUUAUAUCUGAAAUAUAUUGUUUUUUUAAGUCUAUGUACUCUUUUGUUCCGAGGCAGUCUGUUUGAUACUUUCUGCCAAGCAGUACUUUUAAACAGAAGAUGCUACUAGUUAAGAUAUUAUUGGUAUAUGAAAAAAACGUUGGACUGGUAUUUUGAUGCAGAAUUUCUAGUCAGUAUUGAAACUAAAAUUACAGUUUGUGUGUCUGGUUUUAAACCUGAUUUAAGUUAACCCAUAGCCUGCUGGUGGCAAGUGACCUUGCCUUUGCGACCAGUGCAGACCAAGAUCAGCCUGCACAUCCGUGCAGUCUGAUCAUGGUCUGCACUGUUCGCUAUUCAGUCAGUAAAUUUUUAGCGAACACGCCUUUUAACAGUUAAUGGUUCUGUCCAAAUUGAAACAUGGACAAGUUCAUUAUAGAAAUUUAGCAGGGUAAGGGUUAAUGGUACAGGUAAAGUGACAUUGUGCUGGUCACUUUUAUAUUCUCUGUUGAUGCAUUAACUGCUAUUACAAUUUAGAAGCUGAAAACAAAAGAAGUCCAGCUGCUUCUUUUCUUAAAUGUACUUGCUGCUCUUACCCUAUCACUCCUUGAUAUGCUUUCUUUAAUUUAUCAAAACUGUGCUAGAUAUUACUUGGACAGUGCUAUAGUUCUGUGCAAUAAAUUCACAACUUGAAAUUUCUUAAAAACAUUUUGAUGCCCUCCACCCCCACUGCCAAAGACCCGGGAGGCACAUAGUGUUUGAACAGUCCAUCAGUUUGUCUGUCCUAUUUUCUAGUGUACUGAACUGCUACAUGCGUUUCCAUCCAUUUGAAAUGAUACUUUGUAUCCAUCAUCAACAUGAAGUGGACAUGUGCAUAUUUUCAGGAUUUUCAUGUCUGAUUAUUUUUCUAGAAAAUAAUGGUCCCACUGUAGACUUUAUUUAUUUUUCAGGGGGCAUGUGUCAUACAAUGUUGACAUCAUUUUUAUUCAUCUGUAUUUUUCUGUCUCAUAAUCAGAUUGGAAACAGGGCUUUAUUCAUUAUGUAGAGCUGUUCUUUAUGCACAGCUUCUUUUGUAGAAACCCAAUUAGAGAAAAAAGAACUGUAAUUUAAAAAAAAGUCUGUAAUAUUUUUCUGAAGGGAUGAUAACGUCUGGAACCUUUUUUGCAGCUACAUAAUUGUGUUAAGCAUAAGUGGUGUUUAUUUCCUUUUCUGCUUGUUCAUUUGUAAUUUUUGAUCCCUCUCUAAGGAAGAUUAUAUUGUACUCUUUUGCUCAUGUUGAUCAGUUUGUUUUAGAACAGUUUGUUCAUACUAAAUAACUGUUGUGAUUGGAUGACUCCUAAAGGUCAAGGUCACUGAAAACAACUUCAGAUCUGUAAUUUGAGAAUGCAUGGGCCUGUUCUGAAGUUAUUUAACUCUUGCCCUGCUACAUUUCUAUAAUGAACUUGACUAUCUUCCAAUUUGGACAGUACCAUUAACUGUUAAAAGGUGUGCUUACCAAAAAGGUACUGACUGAAUAGCGAACAGUGCAGAUAAUGGAUGUGCAGGCUGAUCAUGAUCUGCAGAGGUCGCAAAGGCAGAAUAAGUCGUGUCCAGCAUGGUAAGGGUUGAUGGAGGUCAAACUUCACAAGAUGAUGGCCUGUGUUUAAUAUAUCAGCAGGUGAAAGGUCAAGGUCAUAAUUACUGUGAAGCUAAAAAUAGUUACAAAUCAAUGACUGAAGAUGUUUUUAAAGUACAGUCUGAAUGGAAUGAUUGCAUGUAAUAAACAGAUUAAAAGUCAAGGUCACAUUGACUGAGACUGUAAAAGUUUUCAUAUUAACUGGAAAAUGCUUGGAUUGUACACAAGUAUCAAACUCAAUGAUAUCUGAUCGUGGUCAGUAGAUGGACCUUAUUCUUUUGGGUGUCAUUUGCGCAAGUCUAGAUGGUUGGGAUGGGAACUUCAGACCCAAUACCCAGUAGGUCAUCAUAAGGGAAUAUAUGUUUUACAAAGGGCUCAGGUUUUAUGAAUAUUGGAAAUCCUUUCUGUCUGUGGUCCAUGUUUAUUUUCAAACAAAACCAAAGAAGUAUAUGUAUUAGAUAUUUUAUUCAUUUAGCCAGUAGAAGGUUAAUAAUUCAUUAUAAUUAUAGCCCAUCUGUAAUUUACUGUAAUUUCUUGAAAGACAUUCUCUAUUGUUUAACAUUUGAAUAAUUGAUUAUUUUAACUACAUGUAUAUAGUUUUCUUCUGUAUCCCAGUUGAACUAUCAUCAUCAAGAUUUGGUGCUUUUUGAAGUUUUUUUCUGGUACAACUUUGAAACUUAAUGAUGAAAAAGGAGAUACAGUACCUGAAAAUGCAACUUUAUACUGAAUUUCAAUAUAAUAUGAGCUAAUUUGAUUGUGGUUGUGACUUUUACAAGAGUUCAGUUGCUACAUAUCCAUAAUAUUUAAAAGUGCUAUUGCUGAGAUUUUGUUUAUCUUAUUUUGAAGUUACUUCCUCUGGAUAUUUUUGUGCAAGUUUGUAUUGUACAUACCUCAAGAAGUAUUUGACCUCAAGGCAUGAAACUGUAUAGGAAUAUAAUUCAGCAUGUGAAGUUUUUAACCUGAGAAAAGUUGCCACUUUGUUGAGCAAAUGAAAUUCCCUGACUUUUCCCUGACUAAACCAUACUUUUCACUGACCAGUACCAUCAUAUUUUUUCGGCCUCCUCCUCCCCUACUGUCGUCCAAUCCACACUUUUAUAUUUAUUCUGUUUCAGGCAAGGGUUGCAAAGCCUUUCAGUUCACAAAAUUCCAAAGUUAACAUAAAAACGAAAUUGAUUCAAACACAUUUGAAUUAUGUUUAUACAAAAUUACACCAAAAUGUGUUUGGAAAUACUUACAACUGCCAUAGCCAUUGAACAUAUUAAACAUUGACUCAGAAUUUCAUUUUCCCCCCGACUUUUCUAAAAUUUAAUUUUUCACUGACCAUUAUCAAGGUUUCCCUGACAAUUACUGACCUUGAAAAAAAAAAUCAUUUUCCCCUGACUUUUCAGGGUAAGUGGCAACCCUGCUGAGGUUUUGUAUUGGUCACCUGACAAGAUAUUUCAAAAAGUAUUUGACCUUUGAUUGACACUUGAUAGGAAUACAGCUCAGCAUGUUAAAUUGUUCAGCUAGAACAUUAUGUACGCCCCACCUAAUCAUAGUCUGAAUAAUGUUUCUUUUCAUUUUCUUGUGUUUCUUGAUAAAGCUCUGGUGUAUCUGUAUCCCUCACACAGGAUUGUCAACCGAUAAUAUAGGACUAUAAAGUAACAUAGAGGGAGCACAAGUGUCAUAAAGACUCACAUCUAGUCCCUGUGUACUAAUAUAUCUUAGAAAUUUUAGUGAGUUUUAGCAUACCAAGGUGAGCUAUUGUGACCGGUCAUUGUCCGGCAUCCCUCGUGUAUCAUCCAUCAACAUUUACCUUAUUAACACUCUAGAGGCCACAGUUGUGACCAAAUAUUUAUGAAACUUGGUCAGAAUGUUUGUCUUGAUGAUCUCUAGGUAAAGUUUGAAACUGGGUUAUGUGGGGGUCAAAAACUAGGUCACUUGACCAGAUCAAAGGAAAAUCUUGUUAACACUCUAGAGACCACAAUUUAAGUUUGAAACUCAUGAGAAUCAGUCAGAAUGUUUGGCUUGAUGAUCUCUAGCUGGGUUAUGCGGGGUCAAAAACUAGGUCACCCAGUCAAAUCAAAAGAAAAGCUUGUGCACACUCUAGAGGCCACAACUGUGACCCUAUCUUUAUGAAACUUGGUCAGAAUAUUUGUCUUGAUGAUCUCUAUAGAGUUCAAGUUUGAACCUGGGUCAUGUGGGGUCAAAAGCUUGGUCAGUAGGCCAGAUCAACUCUGGUGAGCAAUAUAGAGCCAUCAUGGCCCUCUUGUUAGUGAUGUAACAUUAGAAGCUUUUAAAAGUUCUCAGGCAAUUUGGGUCCAGUUAUUGCUAAUGGUAUGUUACGCAUAAGAUAGGUAUCAAAACAUGUAUUGUUGUAUGUUACUUUUUUGUAAUACAUGUGUGAACUUUUAUGAGAGAAGUACUUUACUGCAGAUUGUUCUCAGAAAGUACCUUAAAGCAGGCUGUCAACAUAAUUCUGAUUUCUCCUGCACUUUUAAGUUCACUUGUUGUCAGUCCAUAAACAAUUGCUUUAAAGAAGUAAUCAACUGAAAUCACCUAGCUAUUUUUGAUAAAUUUUCACUUAACGAUCUUUUAGAUAGUUCUCUACCAAAAUAUAAUAGCCUAACUGAACCAAGUGGUAUAAAUAGUUACCAUGGCUACAGAAAAAAGCUCUAAAAAUGUUCUUUUCUGAUUUUCAAAAUAACAUUACAGAAAUUUUAGUAAACUUAUCUGUUCUUUUUUAAAACAGGCUGUUUUCUGUGUCAAAAUUCUUUUGUAUUUUUCAAAAUACCACCCUACAUGUGAGAAAAAUAUCUAAAAGUAUAUUUCUGCUUGUAUUUUGAGGGAGUGGCAGUUGGCAGUUUUUUACCGUAAAUAAGGUGUUCUAAACUUCCGUAAAUCUAGAAAUACCAGGAAAAUGUGCCAAAAAUAUUAAACUGGUUUACAAAACAUUCCACAUGUGUAUGCAUAUAUUCUUAUAAUGUACUAUAUAUUAGUGUGUGUUGUAUAUUUUGUGUUUUUCAUUUUUGUAGAAGUGAUCACCAUUUUUAUUGGGCAUUUAAAGCAAGCAAUGAAAGCCAGAUUGUUGAACCAUGUACACUUUGUCUCGACAUGCACAAGGAAUAAUCUGUCUUCAUGAAUAAUUUUGUAACUUUCACUUUAUACAAGGAAUAAUUUGUGUUCUUGAAUAAUUUUGUAACUUACACUUUAAACAAGGAAUAAUUUGUGUUCAUGAAUAACUUUGUAACUUACACUUUAUACAAGGAAUAAUUUGUCUUCAUGAAUAAUUUUGUAACUUACACUUUAUACAAGGAAUAAUCUGUCUUCAUGAAUAAUUUUGUUAUUUACACUUUAUACAAGGAAAAAUUUGUCAUACAUGAAUAAUUUUGUAACUUACAGGUAGUCAUACAUACUGUGAAAUCAUUGAUAUUCGAGGGGGACUAAAUUUUUAUGGAUUUCUUGGUUUCAUAAAUACAUGAAACUUAACCCCAAUGAAAACAUAUAAAUUUCUAUUUCACACGUACGUCUUCAAACACUUCAAUUUGCGAAUUUAUUGUCCCAGCUUAAUAUAUGGUCAUUUUGGCCAAAAUCACGAAAUUUCUUUCCCUCUAAAUUAAAUGAUUUCAUAAUGACUAGAUCUGGUAGAAAAAACGUUAUAUAUCUAAGGCGACAAAUGCCAUGCAAUACAUUUAUAUCAUAUUACACAGGCUUCUGUGACAUACAGGAUCAUUUUUGUAGUAUCAAUAUUAUAGUCAGAAAAUGCUUUUAUAUUUGGUGAGACAUUGUUAGCCCGGGCAUCAGGCCAGACUUGGGCACCAUGGCCCAACUUGAGUAAUUCAUGUGAUCCCAGGCCAUCUUCCUUCAAGUUACAUUUUAUUUUGUUUUGAUUGCUCAAAAUACUGGAUAUCUCGAGCAUUUGGGACUUCGAGUCAUUGAUGUUUUAUGAUAUGAUGAGAUAUGCUGUUUCAGUUCAGGUUACAGAAAAUAAAAUACAAAUGUAAAGUGCAAUGUUUGA